CGCGCGCCGUCCUGAGGGGCGCGCGCAUGCGCAAGGGCCCGAGCGUCGCGUCGCUGGAGGGGCGGGCGCGCGCGCGACCAACCGCCGAGCCUCGUUCUCAGGCUCGGGCAGGGGGAGGGGCGGCUCGCGCGCUCUCUUCCCUCAGGAGCCAGCGGGGGCGGCCGCGGCUGGGCUCCCCUCAGACAGCCUCGCUCGCCCGGAAUGCGAGGCGCGGCGGAGCCCGCCCGGGGGUGACGGCCGCUUGUCAGGCGCGGUUCCCACCGUCGUAGUCACAGGCGCUGACUGGCUUCCCGGUCCCGGCCCCUGAGGGAAGAAGGGGCGGCUCCUUGGGCGGCGGCGACCUCGGCGGCUCCUGUGCUGCUUCUCGCCUUCCUCCCGGGCUCGGCUGUUUCCUCGCCCGCCAUGAAGAAGUUUUCCCGCAUGCCCAAGUCGGACGGCACCGGAGGGAGCAGCGGCAGCGGUGGAGGCGGCGGCGGAGGUGGAACGGCGGCUGCGGGCGGAGGGUCAGUGGCGGCCGGCGGCCCCGCCGUGGGUAGCAGCCGCGUCUUCAAUGUGGGACGGUACCAGGUCACGGUGGAGGAGGUGCUGGCGGAAGGUGGAUUUUCCACUGUCUUGCUUGUGCGCACACAUGGUGGGGUCCGGUGUGCAUUGAAAAGAAUGUAUGUAAAUAACGUGCCUGACCUCAGUAUUUGCAAAAGAGAAAUAACAAUAAUGAAAGAGUUGUCUGGGCACAAGAACAUUGUGGGGUAUUUGGAAUGUGCUGUUAACUCUGUUAGUGAUAAUGUGUGGGAGGUGCUCAUCUUAAUGGAGUACUGUCGUGCGGGACAGGUAGUGAAUCAGAUGAACCAGAGAUUGCAGACAGGCUUUACUGAGGCAGAGGUGCUAAGGAUAUUUUGUGAUGCCUGUGAAGCGGUUGCUAGGUUGCAUCAAUGUAAAACUCCCAUUGUUCACCGAGAUUUAAAGGUUGAGAACCUUUUGUUAAAUGACAGUGGAAAUUAUGUCCUUUGCGACUUCGGCAGUGCCACUAACAAAUUCCUUAAUCCUCAGAAAGAUGGAGUUAACGUAGUUGAAGAAGAAAUUAAGAAGUAUACUACAUUAUCAUACAGAGCUCCAGAAAUGAUCAACCUUUAUGGAGGGAAGCCAAUUACUACCAAGGCUGAUAUCUGGGCCCUUGGCUGCUUGCUCUAUAAGCUUUGCUUCUUCAUACUUCCCUUUGGUGAGAGUCAGGUUGCCAUUUGUGAUGGAAGCUUUACCAUUCCAGACAAUUCCCGUUACUCUCAUAGUGUACAUUGUUUGAUAAGGUACAUGCUUGAACCAGAUCAAGAACGGAGGCCGGAUAUCUUUCAAGUAUCUUUCUUUGCCUUUAAAAUUGCCAAAAAGGACUGCCCAGUAUCCAACAUUAAUAAUUCUCCUCUCCCUUCUACUCUUCCUGAGCCCUUGACCGCUAGUGAGGCUGCUGCUAAGAAAAGCCAAAUAAAAGCUCGAAUAACAGAUGCCAUUGGACCAACAGAAACCUCAAUAGCACCACGACAAAGACCAAAGGCCAACACAAGCGCUGCCACUGCUAGUGUGCUAACAAUCCAGAGCUCUGCAACACCAGUCAAAGUGCCAGUCCCUGGUGAUUUUAACAGUGGGCAAAAAGGGGCCUCUAAACCUGGAAACAGUCAAGAGAGUAUGUUGUCCCAGGGAGCUAAUCAGACUCCACAGCAAAACAGAGUACUGCAACAGCUACAGCAAGGGGACUGGAGGUUACAGCAGUUGCAUCAUUUACAUCACCAGCAGCAACAGCAGCAAUUGCUUCAGGAUGCAUACAUGCAGCAGUAUCAAGCAAUGCAGCAGCACAUGAUUCAGCAGCAACUUCUGAUGCAAUCUGUGUACCAGCAGCAGCCUCUCCCAUCCCAGUAUCCUGCCAUGAUGCAGCAGUACCAACAGGCCCUUCUGCAGCAGCAGGUCCUUGCGAAGCAGCUGCCUCCACCAAAACAUUCUCCUGAGUUUAUUGCCUCGCCACAGGAGUUCUCGCCAGCCUUAAUCUCGCAUUCUAAAUCAUUUCCUGCUCAUGUUGGUGCAGCUCUGGAUACCCCGUAUACUGCAAAUAGGUCAUCUGCCUCUGAUGCAGAGUCUGUUUCAAGCUAUCCAAAACAGAACAUCAGUAACCCCCCUGACAUGUCUGGUUGGAACCCUUUUGGAGAAGACAAUUUCUCCAAACUAACAGAGGAGGAGCUGUUGGACAGGGAGUUUGACCUUCUGAGAUCAAACAGGCUCGUGGAGAGGAGAACAUCCUCAGAUAAGAAUGUGGAGUCACAUUCUGCCCCGCAGAACCCUCCUCCAGAAGAUCCCUUUGGUUCUGUUCCUUUCAUUUCUCACCCAGGGUCCCCAGGGAAUGAAAUUGAUAAUUCAGCCAGCAGUCAAGAAAAAAAGGUAGGAAGCUCAAGUAAAAAUGAGAAGCCAAGCCAGGUUACUGAGGAACACAAAGCUGGAAAGAAGGUAACAGAAGGACACACGAAAAAAGGGAGUGAUGACUCAGAGAGUGAUUUUGAAUCAGAUCCUCCCUCUCCUAAGAGUAGUGAAGAUGAGGAGGAACAAGAGGAUGAAGAAGUCUUGCAAGGUGAGCAUGGAGACUUUGUGGAUGACAAUGAUACUGAACCUGAGAAUUUUGGCCACCGGCCCCUUCUCAUGGAUUCUGAGGACGAGGCUGAAGACGAUGAUAAGCAGAGUUCCGAUUCUGAUUCUGGUCAUGCCAGGCCUGUAGAAGAGGUGCCCUGCAGUAGAUACAAAGGAGAAACUUGUAGCAGUGAAGUCAGGGAGUCUCUUGCAACUUUCUCUGGAUUGCCUGAGCUGCCAGGCACAGUUUCCAAGAGGAGCCCCGAACAAGAAUUUGAUGUGUUUGGAGCAGUCCCAUUUUUUGCUUUUCAACCCCAAGAGCCUAAGUCUAGGCAAAAUGAUGGCAAAGAUUUCUCGUCCAAGGCUACUUUUUCUGCCUUAGAACAAGAUCAAGAUGACUUUGAUGUUUUUACCAAAGCCCCAUUCAGCAGAAAAGUAUCCCAGCAAGAUGAUUUGCUAGUUGAUUCUGAAAAGCAACCUUCUCCCAUCUCACCCAAAAGUGUAGAUAUUUUUGGCUCCAUUCCAUUCCACCCUCUUUCUGUCCCAAAGAACAGUGAGAACAAAGAGGAUGUCUUUGGACUUACUCCGUUUGAGGAGAUAGCAGGGAAUCAACAACAACAAAAAGUGAAGCAGCAACGGAAUCUACAGAAACUGUCUUCCCGCCAGAGGCGGAUGAAACAGGAUGUCUCCAAGAGCAAUGGGAAGCGCCAUCAUGGCACUCCAACUAGCACCAAGAAGACUUUGAAGCCCAGUUACCGCACACCAGAAAGAGUCCGCAGGCACAAAAAAGCUGGUCGACGGGAUUCCCAGAGCAGCAACGAGUUCCUGACAAUCUCCGAUUCCAAGGAAAACAUAAGCAUCGCGCUGGCAGAUCCCAAGGACAGAGUCAACCCUCUGCAAGCAGACGAUAGCCUUCUGGACCCUUUUGGAGCCAAACCAUUUCACCCAACGGAGCUGGUGCGUCUCCCACAGCAUCAAGGCUUGGGUGACAGUCGUGUAGACCAUAACACAGUAGUGCCUAGUAGACCAAGACAGACUUCUCUAAUAGGUGCCAUUCAUCCUGGUGAUGGGGUGAAAUUAACAGAUGAUUUUGGGGCAGUUCCUUUCACAGAACUUGUUGUGCAGAGUGUGACAUCUCAACCAAGCCAGCAGCAACAUACAGUAGAGUUGGAUCCAUUUGGAGCUGCUCCAUUUCCUUCCAAACAAUAGAUUCUUCCAGGAGCGUUUCUGCAUUAUUUAACUUGGGUUUUUCUCGCCCUAAUAAUCUGUCUGGUCGAACUGAGGAGAAACGGAUUCUGUUUUGUUUUGGUGCAGCCUAUUCAUUCUCUUUGGUGAUCAGGUUCUUAGAUUUUAAAAUUCUUCUUUGUUUAAACAUGCAAUAUUGAGGAGGAGAUGGAAGCAUUUCAGUAAGAGCAGACUUCCAAUUGAAAGAGAUCAAAUGCUAGCUGUUGUGGUUAUUUCCUGUGACUAUAUUGCACAUAACCAAUGUGUCCUUUUGCAAGGCAACUACACUUCAAGGAGCCAGUGGCUACUGUAAGGGUCUGCCCUAGAGCGUAAUACAGCUGGCCUGAUGGGAGAGGAAUCCAAAACACGAGAAGCCAAGGAGGUCUGGACCUACUUCAUUUUCUCCAGUCAGUGUCUUUUUCUUGUAAACUUCUCUGAACUUCAGAACUUGAUGGCUUGAUAUGAAAAUCACAUUAGUUUCCAAACAAUCCCAAAUCUUUAUAGGCGUUCCAGGAUUCUGGUUUUCCGCCCCCCUAUAAGUGCCAUUAAUAUAACACAGGGACAAAGAAACCUAGAGUUAUAACUCUUAAACUGUUGAGACCUAUAAUACAGUAGUAAAGCAAAUUGAGAAUGCUGGUGGGAAAUCAAAAAGCAUAUAACUGGAUUUUGCAGCACUUUGAGACAAGACAAUGCAUUUGAAGAGUCUGGUUUAUUUGUGUGUAGUGUUGAUGACAGAAAAAACUCACACCAGAAAAUUGGUAGCAAGUAUAAACAUGACAACUAUCUGUUAAAAAGUAGGAUUUGUGCCCAAGAUAUGCUUUCUUACUGGGGUUUGUAUUCCAGAUAAACUGUUUACGUUAGGAACGGGUUUUCAAUCCCUCUAUAAAGUUGCUGAUUACCUAAUAUUUUGAAUGCAUUCUAUUACACAAUAUUGUACAUCAAAUAUGUCCUUUGAGAGUCUGUGCAAAAAUGCACUGAGCUCUAAAGCAACUAACUUGAAUCCAGGCAGUUUCCAGAAAAGGAGCUGUAAAACUGCAAGCUUUUUAAAAUUGCAGAUUUUAAUCUGCUACCACUAAACUGCAUAGUAAACCACCAUUGCCUUACACCCAGGACCACCGUGUCCUGUUGUCAAUUUACCUCUGAGCCAAGCAGUGCCCUUGAGACACUGUUUAGAAACUUGCAGAACGUAGCAGGUAAGUACAUCAAGUUCUUCUGGACCUUCAGUUGGGGCUAAUGUGUUCAUGAUGUCUGGCUGCCGUGCUCCAUUCUCCGUCAUCAGCUGCCAUUCAAGAUAGCAGCCUGAGAUGCUGCAGGAGUUUGGGUUGAAUGUCUCCCUUGUUUUCAGUUCACUAAACGAUAGUUUAGGCCAGCUUGACCUUUCCUACAAUGGGUGGGGUGUGAGAACACCUUAGCAACCAAUGUUUCUGAACUAUACAGCAGUGUUUGGCCAGGAUCCAAAGACCUGAGCAAUCGAGUGUGUGAUUUCUGUUUUAUCAAACAGCUGCCUUUGCAGUGCUUUGACAAAUCACUUUUGAAACUGAGCAAGUUCAAAAGAAGCUUGUUCUAUAGCUCAGUUGUACAAAGGAGAAAAGAUAAGAUCGCUGAGGGUGUGUAAGUAAGUAUAACAAAGCUGUCUGGAUGUUAGUCCUUCCGUAGACAUUUACAGCUGUGUAAAUCUGAACUGAAGCACUUGUGUGCACUUAAAUGAAUUGGGAUAUGGAUGCAUUUGGGUAUUGCUUCCCUGAUGUGACUAUGUACCUGUGGGAAACAGUCCAAUUUUAAACAAGGGGAGGUAAAAGGAUUGGGUUGAAUGUAGUCCUUUAAAAGGCGUCCUGUGAUGGCUUCUGUCCUCCAAACACUGUGGGAAAGCAAAAUAUCAAAGGAGAAAUGCAUUUUUAUUAGUUUAUAAUAUGGUAUUAAUAAAAGAUGAGUUUUAUAGAGAGAAGGGUCAAGACUGUUUUUAAAUGUGUACAAAAGUACUUUUUAAAGCUGCUGCAUCUUACAGUUUCAGCAGUCUCUUUAAAAUACGGAUAGAAGUGCUCUUUGUGUUUAUCUCCUGGCCUCUGCUCGCUGUCUUUCAUACCGCAGGUCACUUUGGAGUCAGACAUGGCUAAAAAUGACUGUGUCCAUACCUCAGAAUACCUGCUUGUUUAUGCUUUGUGCCAUCGCCUCCUAGGACUAAACACUGAGUUUGCUUUAAACUUUGUGAUUUUAAAACUGCAACCCAAGGGCUGCUUCAACCAUGACAGUUUUCUACCCAGUGACCCAGCAGUGGCUUUUGAGCAUAUAAACAUGUAAUAUAAUCACAGACAUGCAAGUUAACAUGCUAUUUCCUAAGUAAUUUUUUUUAAAAAAAAAAGAAAUGGGUCAUGAAUGAUUUAAAUGGGGUUCGAGCUCCAGGACUGAUAUUACUGCGUAAGUCCCAGCUGAAAAUGUCUCGUUUCCCUAAGCCCAAAUGCUUUCAAACAACAUAAAGAGAGUAUGUAUGUUUAAUAAAAUUUCGAUCCAGUGAUGCCCUAGUGUGGUUGGAAGGGGCUUCCAGUUGUGCACGGGAGGAUAAAGGCCUUUGAUUUUCACCAUUCUGUCGCCCCUGCGAUGAGCUGCAGUUUCCUGCAUUGAAGACUGUAGCAGAGUUCCCAGUCCUUCGUGGUUGGGGUGGGGAGUGGGGGCGUCUGGAAUGCAACGGAAGAUAGGGAAGUCCCAUUCCAUGAACAAACUUCUGUUCAUGGUUCUUAACUCUCGGUCUGUGAAACAGGACUGGACACAAGACUAAGUAAUUUGAUUGAGGAUCCCGUUGAAAUUAGUCGGAACGCAGCUGCAACUAGCACGUGUCCUAUUAAUUUUGACUAACGCCUUUGUUGGGGCCAUCGACUCCGGUGGAAGUGCUCAGUUUCCAUCAGCAUCUGGGUUAGCUGGUAUCUAGAUUUAAAACUGAGCAUUUCCUGCUCUACCAACAGAUUGCUGGUAGUUGCUUCUGGCAAUUUCUUUUGAAAACAACCAGGCCAGUGUGUUUUUUGUGAGCAAGAAUUGUAGAUUACUGUCAGCAUUUGCCAGAGAGGGUUUUUUUUAAACCCAGAAUUUACAGAUGAAAAUUCUGUUGUGUGCAUUUUGUGUAGAAAUGUCAAAUACCUUUGACCAGGGAUUUGGGGGUGGGGCGAGAAUUAUAUUUGCAUUAUUCUAGAUGAUUAUGGCUCUGCCAUAGAUGUAUACAGAAUAUUCUUUGGGUUAGAAAAUAUGCCUGGCUCCUUCAGUUACCACCACUGGCCUGAGAUCUUUCUUUUUUCCCCAGUGGAGAGACCCUUAUGCUCAAUUUGCUCAGCCUGUCUAAGUUGUUGUUACAGAUAUGUAGAGCUCUGAAGGACUGCAGCUUAGACAUUAGAUUACAUAAAACAGUGGAGAAAAGCUAGAAAUUCUGCUUUUAAGGCCAGAGUAACCUAUCAGAAGUUACCUAGCAUUCCCAAUAUUGACAACACUCAAUAUUUCUUGAAGAUCUCAUAAUAUCCCUUCUAAUGUUUUCUUGUUCACUGAAUUCCCUCUCUCUGCCUAAGACUUAUUUUUCAUAGGUUUCUGUAACAAAUGUUUGCAAAUUGGUUGUUCUUUGUGGUGGGAGACUAUUUGAAUUUCCCUCGAGUAUUGUAGAAGAAAAGGUAACCAGUAACUUUGGGGAGGUAUCUUUCCCUUAACUGUGUGCAUAUAUUUAAAAUCAAAUCUGUCGUAUUUCCUGAAAGAGAGAGGACUAUAAAGUGCUGUUUCAUAUCAGUGACUGACGGGUGGGAAAUUCCUUCCUCUCCCUCCAGCAUUUUGGGGGGGGGGGUGGAGGGGUAAUGCUUUGCUUUGACCUUUUCCCAUUAUUGUUCGACAGACAGCUGCACACAUCUUCCAACAUCAACCAUGUAGCUCACCUUGGGGCUGAGUCAUUCAUGAUUUGAGACAUACUAGGUGCUUUUAUUAAGGGGCUUGGUGAAUAUCUUCCCUCAAAGGCUAAGGAGCUGAUAGUACACACCCUCCUUUGCAUUAAGAUUUCAGUGGUUUUGUGUCAAUGUGGCACAUAUCAGCUCUGUUUCAUACUGAGGGGAUGGUAUCACCUGACGGUGAAUGUAUCCUCUUAUCAAAUUUAAUGUGACUUGGUCUUCAAACAGUACAAUAGAUGAUCCUAAUCUCCAGUGCCCCUGCCUCCAGCACAUCAGACAUGGAUACUUUCCCUUUAAUAUUUAGUCUGUAUAAUAGGAAGGGCCCGCAUCUUAGAGCUUGAUUCUGCACCUUUUCAAUGCAAUGGUACACAGCUCAGUAAUUCAGAGGCACAGGAUGGGUGUAAUGUUGGAGGUGGGGAGCUGUGCAGAAGUCCUUUUCUCCCAAGAAUAAGGGAAAAAAUCUACUGUGAGAAUAAAUUGAUACAGCUUCUACUGUGAGAAUAGCAUCUAGAGUUUAUCUGAAGAUUUUUUUAUAUUAUAGGGUGUAUUUUUAUAGAGAGAAACUUAUAUAAAACAUACGCACGCACACAUCCCUUGGAGUUUGUGAUCUAAGUAACAUUGCAGUCACAAUCAUUUUUCAUGGCAUUGGAAAAUCAAAUAUAGCCAAGAGCUGCUAAAAGUGUAACGGGGAAUUGCAAAACAGUGGCUGCCCAGUUAUUUUUCUAAAAACACUUCUUGAAGAGAUGAAAUGCAGUAAUAAUGUGCAUAGCCAAGCUUGGUUCGUGUGAUGAGGGCAUCGUUCAAAAGUAAACAGCAUAAUGCUAUAUUUUAAUUGCUGGCAAACAGCUUUAAGUGCACUUUCUCAAAUUACACUUCCAUUUCUUGUUAGACUUGAAAUUUAUAAAGCUUUUGUGUGUGUGUGUGUGUGUGUGUGUACCACUAAAGCAGAACUUUAACUUCUGUGAAUUUGAUGUACAUGGAAAAAAUAACUUGCAGUUGUUACUAAAUAAAAAAUAAACCAACCUGG
This is a messenger RNA of Eublepharis macularius, 8763 nucleotides long. RefSeq names its product BMP2 inducible kinase (gene BMP2K). Lineage: Eukaryota; Metazoa; Chordata; Lepidosauria; Squamata; Eublepharidae. Gene Ontology annotation, molecular function: ATP binding; protein kinase activity. Gene Ontology annotation, biological process: protein phosphorylation. The record is from RefSeq and is a predicted model, not a curated record. The coding region runs from base 403 to 3810 and encodes 1135 amino acids. The transcript has 16 exons.